UUUACGUGCUUGUCCGUGCACUAGCUCAGUCUGCGUAAAACCAAAACCAAAAUCAAACGCAACCUCCUUCUCCAAGAAGGUGAAGUUCUUCUUACUGGGUAGAGAAGGAAGAGGAAGUUCAGAGACGUCCGGUGCCAGGCUAAGUGGCAAGCCGGGGUUCAGACCCAGCCUUUCGGAUGGGUCCGGGAUGACGAUCCGACACCAAGGCCAGCAGUACAGGCCGAGGAUGGCUUUUCUGCAGAAGAUUGAAGCACUUGUGAAGGACAUGCAGAACCCGGAGACUGGGGUCAAAAUGCAGAACCAGAGGGUCCUAGUCACCAGCGUCCCUCAUGCCAUGACAGGAGGUGAUGUUCUACAGUGGAUCAUCGAGCGGCUCUGGAUCUCCAAUGUGGAAGCGCAGAACUUGGGCAACUUCAUUGUCAAGUAUGGCUACAUUUACCCUCUGCAAGACCCCAAGAAUCUUGUUCUCAAGCCCGACAGCAGCCUCUACCGAUUUCAGACACCGUAUUUCUGGCCCACCCAGCAGUGGCCAGCUGAAGAUACAGAUUAUGCCAUCUAUCUGGCCAAGAGAAAUAUCAAGAAGAAAGGGAUUUUAGAAGAGUAUGAAAAGGAAAAUUAUAAUUUCUUGAACAAAAAAAUUAACUACAAAUGGGACUUCGUCAUCAUGCAGGCCAAAGAGCAGUACAGGACUGGGAAAGAAAGGAACAAGGCGGACCGGUAUGCGCUGGAUUGCCAGGAGAAGGCGUAUUGGCUGGUGCACCGGUGCCCUCCAGGGAUGAACAAUGUGCUGGACUACGGCCUGGACCGUGUGACCAAUCCGAAUGAAGUGAAGGUAAACCAGAAACAAACAAUCACAGCUGUCAGAAAAGAGAUCAUGUAUUACCAACAGGCCUUAAUGCGGUCCACCGUGAAGUCCUCUGUGUCCCUCGGCGGAAUCGUCAAGUACAGUGAGCAGUUCUCAUCCAACGACGCCAUCAUGUCAGGCUGCCUCCCUAGCAACCCUUGGAUAACAGAUGACACCCAGUUCUGGGACUUAAAUGCCAAAUUGGUGGAAGUCCCAACCAAGAUGCGGGUGGAGCGAUGGGCUUUCAACUUCAGCGAGCUGAUCCGAGACCCCAAGGGCCGCCAGAGCUUCCAGUACUUCCUCAAGAAAGAAUUCAGUGGGGAGAACCUGGGAUUCUGGGAAGCCUGUGAGGAUCUGAAGUAUGGAGAUCAGUCCAAGGUCAAGGAGAAAGCGGAGGAGAUCUACAAACUGUUCCUGGCCCCAGGGGCAAGGCGGUGGAUAAACAUUGAUGGCAAAACCAUGGACAUCACAGUGAAAGGGCUGAGGCACCCCCACCGCUACGUGCUGGACGCAGCCCAAACGCACAUCUACAUGCUCAUGAAGAAGGAUUCCUACGCUCGCUAUUUAAAAUCCCCGAUCUAUAAGGAAAUGCUGGCGAAAGCUAUCGAACCUCAGGAAACAACCAAGAGAAGCUCGAGCCUCCCGUUCAUGCGACGCCACCUGCGCUCCAGCCCAAGCCCUGUCAUCCUGCGGCAGCUGGAGGAGGAAGCGAAGGCCCGAGAAGCAGCCAACACCGUGGACAUCACCCAGCCCGGCCAGCACCUGGCUCCCAGCCCCCACCUGGCCGUGUACACCGGGACCUGCGUGCCACCUUCUCCUUCUGGGCCCCUCUCCCCAUCCUGCCGCUCCCCGCGGAGGCCCUUCGCUUCGCCCAGCCGCUUCAUCCGGAGGCCCAGCAACGCCAUGUGCCCGGCACCCCUUCAGGGGGCCCUGGAGAGCUCCUCGGGCACGGAGCCCAAAGCGGAGGCCGGCUGGUCCGGAGCCCCCCGCGGGCCCCUGGCUCCCGAGGGCUGCGAGGCCUCCAGCACUGACCGACCCGGGGCCCCCAGCAAGGCCCGGUCGGCCCUGUCCUUCAGCAGGUUCCUGAGGCGGGGCUGCCUGUCCUCGCCGGUCUUCGCCCGCCUGUCCCCCAAGUGCCCUGCUGUGUCCCACGGCAAGGUGCAGCCCCUGGGCGAUGUGGGCCAGCAGCUGCCGAGGCUGAAGCCCAAGCGAGUGACCAACUUUUUCCAGAUCAAAAUGGACGUGCCUACAGACAUUGGGCCCUUCUUGAUGGAUUCAGAUGACACAGGGACAGGAGAAUCUGGGGACCGGGACACAGAGAAGGAGGUCAUCUGCCCCUGGGAGAGCCUGGCCUCGGGAAAGGCAGGCUGAGCUAUGCUCCUGGCCAGGAGAUACUCCUGGUGAACACUACCAGACAGGGCCGUGGGGUACACUUGAUGUCAAGCCGAAGUGCAUUGAUGUGAAGUUGGAGGCUGAUGAGAUGAACGGAUAGGGUACGGGGACACGCACUCCAGCUGGCUCCCAGGGGCCACCCCUUCCCUUCCACUGACUUUCCCUUGCUUGGCCAGAAAAGCAUGUGGACCAGAAGUCCCUUGCUGCCUUACUACCAAUAAA
Molecule: messenger RNA, 2458 nt
Organism: Octodon degus (degu)
Lineage: Eukaryota; Metazoa; Chordata; Mammalia; Rodentia; Octodontidae
Gene: Rgs9
Product: regulator of G protein signaling 9
Exons: 20
Coding region: 188-2215 (675 amino acids)
Biological process (GO): G protein-coupled receptor signaling pathway; intracellular signal transduction; regulation of G protein-coupled receptor signaling pathway
Source: RefSeq, a predicted model, not a curated record